This is a messenger RNA of Coffea eugenioides, 1828 nucleotides long. Its product is annotated as protein NLP6-like. The record is from RefSeq and is a predicted model, not a curated record. Gene Ontology annotation, molecular function: protein binding; DNA-binding transcription factor activity. NCBI's taxonomy places the organism in Eukaryota, Viridiplantae, Streptophyta, Magnoliopsida, Gentianales, Rubiaceae. The coding region runs from base 40 to 1587 and encodes 515 amino acids. The transcript is spliced from 3 exons.
UUAGAAUUGAGGACUUCAAAUUUUACCAGCCAUUUCGACAUGGAUAGCGAUUUGGAAAAAAGCUCAACAGAUAUAUCCCAUGCACUGUGUGACAUCCACAAAGCAUUAGUUGAGGCAUGCCAAACACACAAGUUGCCUGUUGCUCAGACCUGGAUGCCUCAGUUAGGGAAAUGCCAAAGCUACACAGAUAAUGCCCUUUCAACUACAAGUAACGAAUAUUACCUUGAACACGCAGGAUUCUCUUUGUUUAGAGAUAUCUGUGAAAGUUUUCAGUUAUUGAGAGGGCAAGGGGUUGUUUGGCAGGCAUUUUCUUCAGGUACUCCGUGCUUCUGCGGGGAUAUGACCAAGUUGAGCAUAGCUGAGUACUCCUUUGCUCACAUUGGGAAAAAGGUUCUCUUAGACAGUUCUUUAGCAAUUUGUUUAAAGAGCGAUCAUACGGGGGAUCAUGUCUAUGUACUCGAGCUCUUUCUGCCCUUUAGAACUGCUGAUCCUACAAAACUUUUGGAAGCUGUCUUGCUCACAAUGAAGAAGCAUCUCAAUAGUUUCAGACUUGCUUCUGGACCAACAUUGGGGGAUGAGAUGUUUGUUGAAGUUUUUAGAGUUUCAAAAGAAGACAAGCUCGAAUUUUUCACACUGUUUCAUACUACCGGUGGUUCAGAUGGACUGCAGAAUCAGCAACUGUUCCCACAAAAGAACUGGGAAUUUAGUGAUGUAGAUUAUGCAAAGAUAUUGGUCGAUGAAGGAUCAUGGUGGGAUCAAGUGAUUAGUUAUGUAGAUUAUGCCCCUGUUUCUAUAACUAGGCGUGGAACAAGUGAUGAUGUUUUUGGAUGGAAGGAAGACUCUUGUGAUACUCCAUCCGUGAAGGAAGGAAACAGUUAUAUUAAUUCUGCCGCCUCAACAUCUAGAUAUCCAGAACAAGAUAAUUUGGCAAGGCUAGUCGCAAAAGAUGCUCAAUUCAGUGCAUUUCCAAAUCUUGAUGUAGACUUUUGGCAUAAUAAGGAAGGCAUAAGUUCAGCAUCAGAUUUGGACAAACUUGACCGUGAAAAAGUUGAGAAACACUUUGGUUUGAAGCUUAAAGAUGCUGCUGAGAGUCUUCAAGUGAGUCCAUCCACGCUCAAGAGGAAAUGUAGGAAACUUGGCAUCCCAAGUUGGCCGCGCAAGAGAAACCAGGGCACUUGCUUUGCUACAAGCACUGAAUCCAACAAAGACCGCGAAAUACGUAAUGCAGAAUAUGGUCAGGAGGUCUCACAUCCUAAUGUGUCUUCUCAAGAAGGUACAACUUCCAGCAAGCACAAUUCCUCACAAGCUGCAACAAUAGCGAAGGAUAGCUUCAUGAUGAUAAAAGCUGCAUAUGGAGAGAUUAAAAAGAUUAAGUUUCCGCUUCCAUUUUCGUCACCGUUGGUAGAUUUGGAGAUGGAAGCAGCAUCAAGGCUUGAGUUAAAAGUUGGAAAUUUCAAGCUUUGGUAUUUGGAUGAAGAUGAUGACUGGAUAUUGAUAACCCGUGAUGCAGACUUGAGGACUAUGGAAUCAAUGGGUAAGAAUACAAUCAAAGUGUCUAUCACUCACGGCGAUGAUUCCCCAUACUAAAAAAAAAAAAAAUUUCACUAAAGCCGAGGGACAAUGAAUGUUUUCACAAAAAAGGAAACAUCCUUGGCACCAUUCUUUUACAUUUGCUGCGUUUUGCGUUAUUCAAUUAGUGAUUGAAGCCUUGAGAUUAGAUUCGUAAAAGUGUAUUUGUAAUUCUUUUUACUGCCUUAUCAUAACAGGGCAACUACACUGGCACCAGCUAGUGCCCAUUUUUGUGCCUAAUCGAAGCCUGGUGACGAAA